AUGGCUGACAAUAAUUUUCACAGUCUGGGGGCAUCGGCAUCGCAGAAGGACACAAAUAAAAACGAUUAUGAUGCUGAAAACAAGGACAAUGUACAACUCGGCGUUAUAGACACUGAACCACUGACCGUAGAUCAGCAGUGUGGAUGGGGAAGCUGGAAGCCAUCUUGUGCACAGGUGUUCAACAACUCUAAAGGCGUUCUCUUCUUCUUGUGCAUUUUUUCAAUAACCCAGAGUAUGGCAGUAAACGGUUUCAUUAACGUUGUGAUUACAAGUCUUGAACGUCGUUUUGAUCUUCCAAGCAUAAAUACAGGACUUAUUGCUAGCAGUUAUGACAUUGCUGUAUUAGUUCUUCUCAUAUUUGUCACCUACUACGGUGGUCAAGGGCACAAACCGAAGAUGCUAGGGUGUGGUGCUUUCAUCGUGGGGCUUGGAUCAUUUGUAUUCAUGUUGCCGCACUUCACCUCAGGGUUGUACGAGUUUGAUGCUAAUACUCUUGACGUGUGUGAUAAAAACAGCACUAUUAUAGAAGAUUGCGAGAGUAGUUCCAAUUUAUCCCUAUACCUAGGUGUUUUUAUAGUUGCUCAGCUACUGCAUGGCUUUGGAGCCUGUCCUCUUUAUACUCUAGGCGUUACAUACAUUGAUGAGAACGUCCCAACUAAAAUGUCUUCAGUAUAUGUUGGUAUCUUUUAUGGUUUUUCCAUGUUUGGACCUGCUAUAGGUUACGUGUUAGGUGGAAUGAUGCUAAAUUUGUAUACUGAUAUAGGUCAAGUAGAUACAUCAGAAUUGUCUAUAACUGUUGACAGUCCAUUAUGGGUGGGUGCUUGGUGGCUAGGCUUCAUAAUUACUGGGACGUUAGCUUGGAUGGUUUCAUUACCAUUAGUAGCAUAUCCGAAACAGUUACCAGGUUCUGACAAACUGAAGAGAGUGUCAGAGACACAUCAAAGCAGAGGAGAAGAGAAAGCUUCUCAACCUGGUUUUGGUUCCUCCAUCAGAGACAUGCCAGCUGCCUUUGCUGUAUUGCUCUGCAACAUUCCAUUUUUAUGUUUGAAUCUGGCUGGUGCAACUGAGGGUUUUAUUAUGACUGGGUUUUCAACAUUUACCCCAAAGUAUGUGGAGUCACAAUUUGGUCUUCCAUCUUCCUGGUCAGCCACCCUAUUUGGUAUUGUAGUGGUACCUAGUGGGUUUCUUGGUACUGUAAUGGGUGGUUGGUGCAUAAAGAAAAUGAAACUUAAAGUAGCUGGGAUAAUAAAGUACUGUUUUGUGAUGAUACUGUUUUCUUCUUUAUGCUGUGCCAUACUGUUGGCAAGAUGUCCUAAUCCACUUUUUGCUGGCAUUACAACACCCUAUAACAGUACUGGUGCUACAAUAGAUGGUAAUUUGACUGAUAUUUGCAACCGUGAUUGUCACUGUCUUUCAAUAUAUGAUCCUGUAUGUGGUUCAGAUGGUAUUGCUUACUAUUCUCCCUGUCACGCAGGCUGUCAGACUCGUGAUGAAUCACAGCUGAAUAAGAGAGUGUACCAUGAUUGUGAAUGCAUCCCUCAAUUGGAUGGUAACUCUACUUCAGCCUAUGCUGGUAAAUGUGAGAGAAAUUGUUCAUAUCAAAUAGUCUUCUUUGUUGUAUUCUUUUUGGCCAUCUUCUUUACAUUUAUGGCAAGUGUACCAGCACUAACAGCCACCCUCAGGUGUGUUCCAUUUUCUCAGCGAUCAUUUGCACUUGGUAUUCAAUGGAUAGUCAUCAGAGUUCUAGGCUCAAUACCAGGUCCGAUAGUCUUUGGUGCUGUAAUCGACAGGUCAUGUAUUCUAUGGGAAGAGAAAUGUGGUUCAUCAGGGACUUGUUGGCAGUACGAUAACCCUAUGAUGAGUUUAUAUCUGUUCAUUGUGGCUGCUGGACUUAAAGUACUUAGUUUAUUGUUCUUCAGUUUAGCUCUUUGUACUUACAAACCACCUAUGCAAGAGACAGCGGAGGACCAUGAAGGUAUUGCUAUAGACAAGUAUAAGACUGUGGAACCAAAGGAGACUGAAUUGGAGGCAUUCACUGAGAAGUAGAUUUAGUCGGGGUCAAUUCCAUGGUGCAUGCAUCCAGUGUGCCUUCUAACAGGGCUGAUUUUGUAGAGAUUAUGAGUCAAAAUUGAAUCUCUUAAAAUAAAGUUGAGUCAGUUUUUUGACUGCUGUGGAGAGAAAAAAAAUUGUAUGUGACUGCUUCUUUCCUUGAUGCUGUAUUAGAUUUGUAUCUUAUUCAUCCAUUUCAUAACAAUGUCAGUUGAACAGUGUAGAGUACAGUUGCUAUGUCCCAUUAAGUUGUAUUGUUGGCAACAAUUUGUUUAAAGCUUUGGGCAUGUGAAGUAAUAGGUGUAAUAUAAUAAAUUCAACAGUUACAGUUUCUUUUUAAUAUCAGAAAAUCACCAAGCACUUUAUAGAUUCAUGUGUGAGUAAGUUUCCAGCAUCUUGGGGUGUCAUCAAGUCAUUAGUCCCCGUUCGGACGAAGUCCGAAAACGGGGACUUAUAAUUCGGUCUCUGUGCGUCCGUGCAUC
Messenger RNA from Saccoglossus kowalevskii, 2531 nucleotides. RefSeq names its product solute carrier organic anion transporter family member 4A1-like. Gene Ontology annotation, molecular function: protein binding. Gene Ontology annotation, cellular component: basolateral plasma membrane. Lineage: Eukaryota; Metazoa; Hemichordata; Enteropneusta; Harrimaniidae. Gene Ontology annotation, biological process: transmembrane transport; sodium-independent organic anion transport. The record is from RefSeq and is a predicted model, not a curated record.